AUUAUAAUGAAGAGCAUUGUUUACAUACUAUGUUCGUGAGCUGAAGUGCGAUUUUGUUGAGCAUGUUCUGAGAACAAUCGGAGACGCGGUAUCAUAUUUCCAAACUUCAUGUACGCCUUUAGUAUUCCGUGGCACGAUAUUGGAAGCCUUUUAAAAUAAUUAACGCUCCUUUUCGUGCGUAUGUUUUCAACUUAUGAUAUUGUUGCGCAUCAUACUGGUUAUUCUAUAUCGUGGAAACUUAACACUUGGUAACAUCAUCCCUUGUCCUCCUUGUGAUAUGAAGACGAACAAAAAAACUCUCCUCAGACAAGCAUGAUUACAAAAUCCACGUGGUUAUACCGUGAAUAAUUAUGUCUAAAGAGAUCUCAAGCAUUCAAGAGAAUUUUACAAUUGGUCUGUUCGUCUUGACGACUAUCCUCGCUUUUCUCUUAUGCUGUUUCGUUAAACGAUUUACGAAUAAAUCAAAGCAGAAUUAUGCUAUUGUCGACAUAUGUCGCUCUUGCUUUUGUAUCAUCACGAGUGUCUUUCGCUACACUAGAAGAAUAUGGAAGACGAUUUACAAUGGCCGUGACUCUAGUGAAGAUUUAAGUGAAAACAUCGACAUGUUGUCGAACGAUUUCCCAUUAACCAGACUUCUUGCUUCGUUAGAUUUGGUUGUAGCAUACUCCAAGGAGUUUAUCAACGAGUUAUAUUCUUCGCCAAAGCUUAAAGGAAAGCAAAAACGCUAUGCUCUUAUUCUUAAAAGCGCUAGCCCCGAAGCUAAGGCUGAGAUUGAGCGAUAUUUUAGUUCUGUUGUUGAAGAUGUAUUGACUGUUCAUCAGUGUGUUUGAAAUUUCACCAUUGUACGUAUCUGUUGCAAAAUUUGUGACAAAAAAUUAAUGGGAAAGUG
Molecule: messenger RNA, 889 nt
Organism: Xenia sp. Carnegie-2017
Lineage: Eukaryota; Metazoa; Cnidaria; Anthozoa; Malacalcyonacea; Xeniidae
Exons: 3
Coding region: 351-830 (159 amino acids)
Source: RefSeq, a predicted model, not a curated record